Messenger RNA from Planococcus citri (citrus mealybug), 3214 nucleotides. RefSeq names its product prolyl endopeptidase-like. Gene Ontology annotation, cellular component: cytosol. The transcript has 16 exons. Lineage: Eukaryota; Metazoa; Arthropoda; Insecta; Hemiptera; Pseudococcidae. Gene Ontology annotation, biological process: proteolysis. The coding region runs from base 67 to 2331 and encodes 754 amino acids. Gene Ontology annotation, molecular function: serine-type endopeptidase activity; oligopeptidase activity. The record is from RefSeq and is a predicted model, not a curated record.
GUUUGCUAGUGCGUUUGAUAGAACAGAAGUUGAUUUUUAAGCGAGGAAAAAUUGUAAGGCAUUCAAAUGCGUCAUCACAUCAUGACUCGAAAAUUAAUAUUAUCCACAAAAUUUCUUGCCAUUCUGGCGAUAGUGAUUAAUUGUGCAUUUUGUCAAGGACGAGUUACCGGUGAAUCUGUCGUUAAAAUUAACUCUCUCAAUUAUCCAAAUCCUAGAAGAGAUGAAAAUGUAUUCGAUACAUAUCCUAAAAAUACUACGAUCAAAGACCCUUACAGAUGGAUGGAAAACUCGGAUAGCGAAGAAACAAAAAAACUAAUCGAAGAGGAAAACUUUUUGACAAAAUCUUAUUUGAGUAAAAGCCCGUUUCGAACAGAAUUAGAAACUCGCUUCAAGGAAUUGUACAAUUUCCACAGCUAUACGGCGUUUUUUCAAAAAGGCAAACGUUUCUUCUCAUAUCAGCGUAAAGGCUCGCAAAAUCAAGAUGUGGUUUUUAUGCAUGAUUCGUUAACCAGUGAAGGUACUGUGUUUUUGGAUCCGAACAUUCUUAGUGAAGAUGGAACUGUGUCGUUCGAUCCUAUGUUUUCAGCCUUUUCCGAAGACGGAUUGAUUUUUGGGUAUUUGUUGAUUGCAAAUGGUUCUGCCUGGAAAACAUUACAUUUUAAGCACGUAGAACAAGGCGAUAUUUAUAAAGAAAUAUUAUACAAUGUGCAAUAUACGUCGGUAUUAUGGACACAUGAUAACAAAGGAUUAUUCUAUGCGUCAUAUUCCAAUCAAAAAAACGAGUCAGAAAGACUAAAGAUGAAUGGAGGAAAAAAUAUGAAAUUAUAUUACCAUGUACUUGGAACAGAACAGUCCGAAGACGUGGUAGCAGUAGAAUUUCCAAAUAACUCAGAUUAUAUCAUCGAUGGUUGGAUCAGUGACUGUGGCAAAUACCUAAUUGUGACGGCGGCGGUGGUUCUAGGUCCCGGUAAUAAGUUGAUAUACAUUGCUGAUUUGGAUAAGAUCAAUUAUCAAAUAAAGGGUAAAUUAGAACUUGUACCAAUUGUCACAAAAUUGGACGCCAAGUUUGAAUAUAUUGCUAAUUAUAAUCGGACCUUCAUUUUCAAAACUAAUAAAGACGCCAGCAACAGCAAAUUAAUCACAAUCGAUAUCGAAAACCCUGAUCCGAAAACAUGGAAAAAUCUGGUACCUGAGGACGAAAAAUACGCAUUGGAAUCGGCAGCAGCAGCAUUCAAUAAAUACUUGACCCUAAGUUAUAUUCAAGAUGUUAAGAGUGUUCUCCAAUUACACGACUUGAAAACUGGCAAUUUCAUUAAGAAAUUCGAUUUAGAAAUUGGCGCAAUCAACGAAUUAUAUAUUUUCACCGAACGAAAAUCUCCCAGCUUAUUUUUCACAUUCGAAUCUUUCUUCACGCCUGCCAUUAUUUAUCACGUCAAUUUAUCUGCUCCACCAUUCAAUCUUGAGAUUGUACGAGAAAACAAGUUGAAAAAUUUUGACCGUGAGAAAUUCACAGCCGAACAAGUAUUCUAUAAGAGCAAAGAUGGCACCCAAAUACCAAUGUACCUUCUGUACAAAAAAGGUUUGCAAAAGAAUGGAAACAAUCCCUCUAUUCUGUAUGGUUAUGGUGGAUUCGGUGCUAGUCUGUUACCUAAUUUCAAUAUCGAUCCUAUAUUAUGGAUAAGUAAUUUCGAUGGUGUAUAUGCCAAUGCUAAUAUCAGAGGCGGAGGAGAAUAUGGUGAAAAAUGGCAUCGAGAUGGAAUACUGGACAAAAAGCAAAAUUCCUUCGAUGACUUUCAAGCCGCUGCUGAAUAUUUAAUCGCUAAAAACUACACCAAAACUGACUUGUUGACCAUAAAUGGAAUAUCUAACGGAGGACUAUUAAUGGGCGCCUGUCUUAAUCAAAGGCCAGAUUUAUUUUCCGUUGUAGUUUCAGAAGUGAGUGUGUUGGAUACAUUGGGAUUUGAAAGACAACCUGAUGGUUAUACGUUGGUACCUGAGUAUGGUUCACCGUCCAACGAGAAAGAUUUCGAAUAUUUAUAUAAAACCUCGCCCUUGCAUAAUAUCAAAAUACCUAACGAUCCCAAUAAACAAUAUCCUGCCGUUAUGCUCUCAACUGCAGACCAUGACAGUGGACUUCCGCAUUCUUUAAAAUUCAUGUCUACAUUACGGUACGAAGCGAGGAAUCAUCCCAACCAGAAAAACCCUUUCAUAAUCCGGAUUCAGAAAAAUGCUGGUCAUGGCGCGGGCGAAUCCACGGCGGAAGUAAUUGCUCGAUAUGUGGAUCUAUAUUGUUUCAUUAUAAUGAAUACUGGAAGCAAAUUUCACACAUAGGUCAGAAAAAUUAAAUCACCUCGUACGGUAUAUUCUGUACAAAUAAUGAUAUCCUCCAAAAGUGUGAGGCAAUAACAUUUUACGUGUAAAUGCAGCUUACAGGGCCGUAGUGUGGUCACUUUCUUGGGUAGGUAGGGCCAAUGAAAUUCUGGCCAGGGUAUGGAAUUAAAGAGCACUUGGUUGGGAAGGAGUGUGUUUUUCGAGGAUUCUCGGAAUGACAAAAAUUAACUACAUCGAUUCAGAAAAGGAACAGAAUAGAACAUGGUAUUUAUUAACACUUUUGUUUCAGCUACCGAUACUAUAAGGCUUAAAAAGAUAGCUUAAUCAGGAUUUUUCCAAGGGAAGGGAAAACAGGAUUUUUGGGCGUGAGAAAUUCAAAAUUUGAGAUGAUUUUGAUUUGUAUUUUACAAAUUAUUUCAUUAAAGUGAAGAUAAAAUUACUGCUCGAGCAAAAAUUUAACAAAAAAUUGGUUCAUAAAGCAAGAAAAAACGCAUAUUUUUUGUUAAGUGUAAGUACAUACUAAGUUCUAGAAUCAAUUCUUUCACCCCUUUUCUUGGUUAGUCAUUGGCUAAGUAGAUAGUUCCUGAAACAUAUUCUAAUGAAUUUUUCUUCAUAACAAACUUACUUUGUGAGUUCACAAAAAUGCAUUAGAUUUGAAAUUCUGAAGACUUUUCCAAAAAAGCAAAAAAUAUAUUGAAUAAAACUUGACUUAUGUAGUCAAUUUUUAGAAGAAAAUAACACAGAUUUUUCUAGCUGGUGCAAAAUUUCCUCCAGUCAGAGCAUUGCCCUAAUUGCCCUUACGUACGCUACGACCCUGGCACCCCUGGCAGUUUACAUACUCGUACAUAAGUACGUUUUUAAAUAAAACAUUGAAAUCCUCGCA